GUCACAGAAUUAGAAAAUUUUGCAGAAUAAGAAAACAAACAGAAACUUCGUUUUUCCUUAAAAUGUGUAAUUUUUUCUCAGUAAAUUAGUUAACAAAAUUAACCACCAUUAUUUAAUCCUGAUCCUAAUCCAAAUCCAACAAUAUUAUUUUAUUAUCUCUUCGUUUUCAGAGAUAAAAAUCAUAAGUCUCCAUUCCCAAGAAAUUUAUUAGUCAUUACUCUGUUUUCUCUGUUAUUUCUCAGUAUCAGGAUAAACUUAGAAUCGGGAGAAAAAAAUGGAUCAGAAAGGAGAACAAGUAUACGUGGGAUCAAUUGAUCAAGGAACAACAAGUACAAGAUUUAUAAUCUAUGAUAAAUCAGCUAAAACUAUUGCAUCUCAUCAAACUGAAUUCACACAGUUUUAUCCUGAAUCAGGAUGGGUAGAACACAACCCAAUAGAGAUAUUAGAAAGUGUGAGACUUUGUAUGGCAAAAGCAUUAGAUAAAGCAACAGCUGAUGGAUAUAAUGUUGAUGAAGGAUUAAAAGCUAUUGGGAUUACAAAUCAGAGAGAAACUACUCUUGUUUGGAGUAAAUCUUCUGGUUUACCUCUACAUAAUGCUAUUGUAUGGAUGGAUGCCAGAACUACUAGUAUUUGCAGGAGAUUAGAAAAAGAAUUAUCAGGAGGAAGAACUCAUUUUGUGGAAACAUGUGGAUUGCCGAUUAGUACAUACUUUAGUGCAUUGAAACUUCUUUGGUUAAUGGAAAAUGUUGAAGCAGUGAAAACAGCUAUAAAGAAUGGGGAUGCCUUGUUCGGAACAAUCGAUACAUGGUUGAUCUGGAAUUUAACUGGUGGUUGUGGUGGAGAACAAACCGAACCAGGUUUACACGUAACUGAUGUUUCGAAUGCAUCUAGAACGAUGCUCAUGAACAUCAAAAGUUUGAGUUGGGAUGAACCUACAUUGGAAACUUUAGGAAUUCCAAUUGAAAUCUUACCGAAAAUCAUUAGUAAUUCAGAAGUUAUUGGUAAAAUCGGAAUAGGAUGGCCAAUUACUGGUAUUCCAAUUUCUGGAUGUCUUGGUGAUCAACAUGCUGCAAUGGUUGGUCAGGCUUGUAAGAAAGGCGAGGCGAAGAGCACUUAUGGAACUGGUGCUUUUAUAUUGUUGAAUACUGGUGAGGAAGCUGUCACUUCAACCCAUGGGUUACUGACUACUCUCGCUUACAAACUCGGUCCUAAUGCACCGACGAAUUAUGCUUUGGAGGGUUCGAUUGCUAUUGCUGGUGCAGCAGUUCAAUGGCUAAGGGAUAGUCUUGGUAUAAUUCAGAGUGCUAGUGAGAUUGAGGAACUGGCAGGGAAAGUUGAGAACACUGGUGGAGUUUAUUUUGUUCCUGCGUUUAAUGGUCUAUUUGCACCAUGGUGGCGUGAUGAUGCUCGUGGGAUUUGUAUCGGGAUCACAAGAUUUACUAACAAAUCUCACAUCGCACGUUCUGUUCUCGAGAGCAUGUGUUUUCAGGUUAAAGAUGUCUUAGACUCAAUGCACAAGGAUGCUGGGGAAAAGGGCGAAGUGAAAAAUGAGAAUGGAGAUUUUGUGCUCAGAGUUGAUGGCGGGGCAACUAUUAACAAUCUAUUGAUGCAAAUUCAGGCGGAUUUGUUGGGAUGUCCAGUCGUUAGACCAGCUAACAUUGAAACCACAGCUCUUGGAGCAGCCUAUGCUGCUGGGUUAGCGGUGGGAGUCUGGACAGAAGAAGAUGUCUUUUCUGAUGAAGCGAAACAAGAGAAACCUGCCACUUUCCAGCCUAACUUGGAUGAGGAGCUAAGGAAGAAAAAAGUGGAGUCUUGGUGUAAAGCUGUCUCGAGAACUUUCAAUUUGGCCGACCUUUCCCUCUAAAUCCCUCCCCCCUUGCACUAUUUAUUGUCUGUCAAUUUCUUCUGUUAAUUUUUUUUCUUAAUCAGCUUUUCUGUUAGUGUUUUACUUUCUUCAUUUCUUUCAAUUAUGAACUUGAAACUUUUGGAAUAAUGAACCUGUAUCGCAGCAUAUUGGGAUUGGGCUAUUCAAAGUUGAUAAUGAAGCGUUGUUGUUCAUA
This is a messenger RNA of Papaver somniferum (opium poppy), 2060 nucleotides long. Its product is annotated as glycerol kinase-like. Lineage: Eukaryota; Viridiplantae; Streptophyta; Magnoliopsida; Ranunculales; Papaveraceae. Gene Ontology annotation, cellular component: mitochondrion. Bases 275 to 1864 code for a protein of 529 amino acids. The record is from RefSeq and is a predicted model, not a curated record. The transcript is spliced from 4 exons. Gene Ontology annotation, biological process: triglyceride metabolic process; glycerol-3-phosphate biosynthetic process; glycerol metabolic process. Gene Ontology annotation, molecular function: glycerol kinase activity.